This is a messenger RNA of Neogale vison (American mink), 760 nucleotides long. Its product is annotated as histone H3.1. The transcript has a single exon. Gene Ontology annotation, cellular component: nucleosome. Lineage: Eukaryota; Metazoa; Chordata; Mammalia; Carnivora; Mustelidae. Bases 20 to 430 code for a protein of 136 amino acids. The record is from RefSeq and is a predicted model, not a curated record. Gene Ontology annotation, molecular function: structural constituent of chromatin; protein heterodimerization activity; DNA binding.
CUCUCCGCCCGCGUUAGAAAUGGCUCGCACGAAGCAGACGGCGCGCAAGUCGACCGGCGGCAAGGCCCCGCGCAAGCAGCUGGCCACCAAGGCGGCCCGCAAGAGCGCGCCGGCCACGGGCGGCGUGAAGAAGCCGCACCGCUACCGGCCCGGCACGGUGGCCCUGCGCGAGAUCCGGCGCUACCAGAAGUCCACCGAGCUGCUGAUCCGCAAGCUGCCGUUCCAGCGGCUGGUGCGCGAGAUCGCGCAGGACUUCAAGACCGACCUGCGCUUCCAGAGCUCGGCCGUCAUGGCGCUGCAGGAGGCGUGCGAGGCCUACCUGGUGGGGCUCUUCGAGGACACCAACCUCUGCGCCAUCCACGCCAAGCGCGUCACCAUCAUGCCCAAGGACAUCCAGCUGGCGCGCCGCAUCCGCGGCGAGAGGGCUUAAGUCUCUGCAAGGGGGGCGCCAACUUUAAACCCAAAGGCUCUUUUCAGAGCCAACCAACUAGCUCAACAAAAGUAGCUGUUAUCGUGUGGCCGCUAACUGACCCUGACAUGCCAAACCGGAACCCUCCCUAACUUGGUCAUCCGGAAUGAUCCGGUUCGACGACGGCACAGGCAAAAUAGUACGUUUACCCAGUGUAGUCUUAUAACCCUUAUACGCCUUAAGUUAAUGAUAAGAUAGCCUAAAUUUUCUCCCGUCGAGGUAAUCCAAAUGUCUAUAUUAUGACUACAUACACCUUGUUAAUCAGUUGAUAAAGCAUAAUUUAUCAAGUCC